AUGGCGCUCAAAUUACUUGUGAACGCCGCCACCGGUCAGGCUCCGCUGUUCACCGGCAAUGAUGGCAGCGAUGGAUCGGCCGGGGGAAGCACAGGAGGUGGUUCUGGAGCGGUCGGAACCAUCACUAACAACGGCGUCACCAACUCCAUGUACUGUCAGGACUCAUAUGGUAUCUCACCACCGUCUGAUGGACAACUCUACACAUUGAAUCCCAAUCAGUGGGGUCUCAUCGCAUCAUCGGUCGGCGCCUUGUGUGUGAACGUGACCACCAACAAUAACGAAACCUAUCCCACCAAAUACUCCGCUCCUCAGUUCUCCGUCACCUGGAAAUAUGAGGCGGGCCCAGAGACCCAGCCUGUGCACGCUUAUCCGAACAUCAUGGUCGACAAUAUCCUGCCCGUUGAAUUGGGUAAAAUGGAGUCGCUCGACCUCGAUUUACAUUGGACCUAUGGCGUGGGCAACGAGCCCGUCGAAACUACCGAUGAAGCCGCAUUAACCGCCGAAAACGUCAACACGAACGUCGCCAUUGAUAUGUUCUUUGACAGCGACAAGGACACCGCUACGAACAGUUCUCUCGCCAAGUACGAAGUCAUGAUCUGGUUUGCCCAAUUCGGCCCUGCCACCGACCCCAUCGGUGACAAAGUCACCAACAGGGAACUGAAUGGUACCGAGUUCAAUCUUUGGGCUGGUAAUAACUCGGCAAAUCAGCACGUCUUCACCUGGGUUGCAGAGAACACAACAGAGCGCUUCGUGGGUGAUAUCAACCAGCUGAUCACCGAUCUCUAUUCGUUGUCGGGCUACCUCUACCCAUCCAGCAACGAUUACCUGGGAGUCUUCUCCUUUGGUACGGAGGCUUUCUACUCCGACUCCAAUGUCACCUUCUGGGUCCCCAAAUUCUCCAUCGACCUCACCAGCUCAUGA
Penicillium maclennaniae is the source of this 921-nucleotide messenger RNA. RefSeq names its product glycoside hydrolase family 12 protein. The record is from RefSeq and is a predicted model, not a curated record. Gene Ontology annotation, biological process: polysaccharide catabolic process. Gene Ontology annotation, molecular function: cellulase activity. The transcript is spliced from 5 exons. Bases 1 to 921 code for a protein of 306 amino acids. Lineage: Eukaryota; Fungi; Ascomycota; Eurotiomycetes; Eurotiales; Aspergillaceae.